Ambispora leptoticha is the source of this 1446-nucleotide messenger RNA. The record is from the annotation of a GenBank genome assembly. NCBI's taxonomy places the organism in Eukaryota, Fungi, Glomeromycota, Glomeromycetes, Archaeosporales, Ambisporaceae.
AUGUCAAGCAUAACCGCUUCACAAAAAGAGGCAAGUAAUUUUAUAGAAUUCGUUAACAAUUCACCUUCUCCAUUUCACGCGGUAGAAGAAGCACGGUUACGUUUAUCCGCUGCUGGUUAUAAGGAAUUAAAGGAACGAGAAAGCUGGGAUAGCGUCCUCGAGUUAAAUGGCAAAUAUUAUUUCACUAGAAACAAGAGUACAAUAGUUGCAUUCGCUAUUGGAGGUAAAUACAAGAAAGGAAAUGGCGUUUCGAUAGUUGGUGCUCACACCGAUUCUCCUUGCUUGAAAUUGAAACCAAUUUCAAAGAAGGAGAAAGUUGGGUAUUUACAAGUUGGCGUUGAAACUUAUGGUGGCGGUCUUUGGAAUACAUGGUUUGAUCGUGAUUUAAGUGUCGCUGGACGCGUGAUGGUUGCGACCGAUGAUGGAAAACUCAUUAACAAACUAGUUAGAAUUCGACAGCCUAUCCUCAGAAUACCCACACUGGCUAUUCAUCUUGAUCGUGAAAUUGACGCAGGAUUUAAAUUCAAUAAGGAAACUCAUCUCAGUCCCUUGAUUGCGACUAUUACGAAGGAUUUGUUGUUGACUAAAGCUGAAAAAUCCGAGAAAAACGAGAAUACAGCAGAUCCGUCUAUCUCAAAGCAUCAACCGGUAUUGAUGAAAACUUUAGCCAAAGAAUUAGAUGUCAACGCUGAACAAAUCAGAGAUUUUGAACUUUGCCUGUAUGAUACUCAUCCAUCGACAAUCGGAGGUGUUUAUAAUGAAUUCAUCUUCUCUGCUCGUCUCGACAACUUAGUGAUGUCGUAUACCGCAUUAGCAGCUUUAAUUCAGAGCACAACUGAUCCUAAUUCAUUAUCAAAUGAACAUAAUAUCAGGAUGAUUGCCUUAUUUGAUAAUGAAGAAGUAGGAAGUACGACAGCUCAAGGAGCUAACUCGAGUCUUUUAGAAACCACUAUUCGAAGAUUGGUAUUUUCAAAUAUCGGAGGGAAUAUUCAAGAAACGACUUCUUGCGCAAUAUUCGAAGAAACAGUGCACAAGAGUUUCUUGAUCAGCGCGGAUAUGGCACACGCUGUACACCCGAAUUAUUCUGAAAGAUAUGAAGCAAAUCAUCAACCAGAAAUGCAUAAAGGCGUUGUAAUUAAAGUAAAUGCUAAUCAACGUUAUGCCACAACUGCGGCAACAUCAAUUUUAUUACGGGAAGUUGCUAAAAAAAGAAAUAUUCCGCUUCAGGAAUUUGUUGUUCGUGCUGAUACUCCAUGUGGAUCUACUAUCGGGCCAAUGAUCAGUGCGAAGUUGGGAAUACGCACAAUUGACGUGGGUAACCCACAACUUAGCAUGCAUUCGAUUCGUGAAAUUGCUGGUACAGAUGAUGUUGAACACGCAAUCCAUCUAUUCAAAACAUACUUUGAAGAAUUCCAUGAAAUCGAUCAACGUGUGAUUGUUGACUAG